CAACAAACUUACUGAUCCUUUCGGGACGCCCGCAACGAGUAUUCCUUCAGUACCUUGCAAGGCUGACUGCCAGCCAGCUUAAUUCUGGCCUCUUUCCCUGUCAAUUGUUAGGAGACAUACUGCUGAAUUUGCUUUGUCCAAUACCUACCAUCAUGUGGCCAUUUACCGGACUAAAGUACCCACCGAUUGUCCUCUACUUCAACGAUGCCUGGCUGAUGAGCUUUGCCAACCCGUAUAUCUGGCGUUGCUCGACCAAAGAAGUGCUAGUACCUCUUCACCAACGCAACAUUGGCAUUCAUCACUGUGAUAUAGGAUGUGGCACCGGCUACUACCUCGUUCAUCACCAGCCUCCUAGCCCUAAGACGACAAUAACCCUCCUGGACCUUGAGAGCGCCCCUCUAUCAACAACCGAGACCCGUCUCCAUAGAUUCCACCCGACCGUGAAAGUCUAUCCGCAUCAGUGCGACAUUCUAUCUGGCGAACCAAUCCCUCCACCUCCACGUUCAUCGGAGUGCACGGCAUACGAUUCAAUCUCGCUAACGUACCUCCUCCACACCCUUCCCGCUCCCCCGGAAGAGAAAGUGAAAGUCUUUGCAAAAGCCAAGGCCGCAAUUAAGCCCUCCGGUGUGGUCUUUGGCGCUACCGUCCUCGGACACGGUCCGUGGCAUAGCUGGGCUGGUCGCAUCCUGCUUAAGGUUCUGAAUUGGGAGAAAAGGCUCAGUAAUACUGGUGAUAGCGCGAAGGUUUUGAUUCAAGGUCUUCGGGACAAUUUCAAUGAUGUGAAGGUGGACGUUGUUGGGUCGAUUUUGGUUUUCGAGGCUAAGCAGCCGAAAUGGUGAUAGAACAAAGUACAGGCUCGCAAAAUAACAAGACAUCCAAUAUCAAUGAA
Molecule: messenger RNA, 889 nt
Organism: Aspergillus steynii IBT 23096
Lineage: Eukaryota; Fungi; Ascomycota; Eurotiomycetes; Eurotiales; Aspergillaceae
Product: class I SAM-dependent methyltransferase
Exons: 2
Coding region: 153-839 (228 amino acids)
Source: RefSeq, a predicted model, not a curated record